GCCAAUUAAGUACCUUGCAACAAACAAUAACAGAGAUUAAGGCCCAAAAUGCUGGAAUACAAACUAGUAUGGAAUUUCUAUCAGCUAAAUACGAUAAUUUAUUUAAGGAAUUAGAAAUAUUAAAAAAUGAACGUAAGAAUUACAAUGACAAUAUACUCGAAUUAAAAAAUGAAAUCGAAGUACUAGAAAGAAGUUCCAACGCCACUAAAUUAGAAAUAAGAAAUAUUUCUAAAUUCGAGAAUGAAAAUAAAAAAUCAUUAUCCCAGAUAGUUAUCGAUAUAGGCCAGUCUUUAAAGCUUGACAUUAAGGGCUCCGAUAUACGGGAUGUGUAUCGUCCCUUUGGUAAAUCGGAUGUAGUAAGACCAAUUAUCGUGGACCUAAACUCUGUUAUUCUGAAAAAUGAUAUAGUACAAAGUUACAGAAAGCUCAACAAAUCUGGAGAUAAAUUGAAUAGUUCUCAUAUUAAAAUGAAGGGACCUACUAAGCUGAUUUUCAUCUCUGAGUGUCUUACGUUUGAAGGAAAAAAGAUUUUUUAUUCUGCGCGCGAUUUUUGUAGAACAAAUCAAUUCAAAUUUUGAUGGAUCUCACAUGGGAAAAUUUAUAUGAGGAAGAAAGAAGGAGCUCAGCUGAUUCGAAUCGACAAAGAAGAAACACUCAAUAAUCUUCUAAAAGAUUAUAAAUGACUAUACCUGGCUAUAUUUAAGAUUUAUUAUUGUUUAUUUUUAUUUUUAAUAUCUCGCAUGAUUAUGUUUCCUCAAUUUUGUUUUUGCUUUUAUAUUAAUAAUUCAAUGCUUGUUAAUGCUAUCUACACUAUACACAAAUACACUCUAAUGACAUUUGUAUGUAAGCAAAUGGAAUUCAUUCCUACAUUUUAUCUUAAAAGGAUCAGAUGCAUGGUUCAUAUGUCAUUUUAUAGUUAUAACUUUGAAAAACUUUUUCAAGUGGGAUGUAUUGAACGAGUAAUUCUAAUUUCCCAGUGUGGGCGUGUUCGAUUAUUCAUUAUUAGCAAAUGGAUAUUUGCACAUGGCACUCUCUUGUAUUGUUUUAACUGUGGGUAUGGGUAUUUUCUCAUUAUAUUUUCUUGUUAUCUUGUAUUAAUUAAUGAAUGAAAACAGUAUGAUUGCAGAUAUGGAUAAUAUAUCCAUAUCAGAACCCAUAUUAUGUAAUGUCGAAGAUUGCAUUAGACACUUAUCUAAUAAUCCUUCAAAAUACCUUU
Diatraea saccharalis (sugarcane borer) is the source of this 1216-nucleotide messenger RNA. The record is from the annotation of a GenBank genome assembly. Lineage: Eukaryota; Metazoa; Arthropoda; Insecta; Lepidoptera; Crambidae.